GGAGAGACCCGCUCCUGGUCGCCUGCCCCCGGAAGUGACGCUAAGGCCUCCCUCCCCUGAGGAAGUGACGGCGGGCGUGCCCUUGACGGGCGGGGAGGGCUGCGCUGGGCGUCCCUCCGUUCGUGCUGCAGGGAGAUGGCUCAGCGACUUCUGCUGAGGAGGUUCCUGGCCUCUGUCAUCUCCAGGGAGCCCCCUCAGGGUCAGUGGAUACCCCUCACCUCCAGGGUUCUGCAGACCCCACAGUGCAGUCCCAAUAGCCUGACAGUAAUACCCAGCCCAGCCCGGACAAUAUACACCACCAGAGUCUGUACAACAACCUUUAACGUUCAAGAUGGACCUGACUUUCAAGACCGAGUUGUCAACAGUGAGACGCCAGUGGUUGUGGAUUUCCACGCACAGUGGUGUGGCCCCUGCAAGAUCCUGGGGCCAAGGUUGGAGAAGAUGGUGGCCAAACAGCACGGGAAGGUGGUGAUGGCCAAGGUGGAUAUUGACGACCACACAGACCUCGCCAUCGAGUAUGAGGUCCCGGAAGGAGCUGAGCAAAUGCUUCAAAGACCGAGAACCUUGCCUUGCCCAUAAAUGAGCGUCAGAUCAUAUAUAGCCGAGCCCCUCCUCCCGCGCCAUCCAGCAGGAGUCAGUGGAUUUCUGGACGCUGUUGGCAUUCACGGCAGCAGCUGAAGUGGCUUGCAGGGCUCUGUUAGGCUUUCCCGACUGCCCUCCAUACCGCCGUUUGCUGAGUGCCCACUGUACCAGGCACAGCGCCAGGUUCUUACACUUAUUUCUGGGCUCUGUGCUGGGACUUAACUUGCAUCAGUUCCUCCCACUUCACACCCUCUAAUAUAAGUAGCAUUGGCAUCUCCGUCUUGCGAUGUGAACACUGAGACAUAGAGCAAUGAAGAGGCUUG
Molecule: messenger RNA, 905 nt
Organism: Galeopterus variegatus (Sunda flying lemur)
Lineage: Eukaryota; Metazoa; Chordata; Mammalia; Dermoptera; Cynocephalidae
Gene: TXN2
Product: thioredoxin 2
Exons: 4
Coding region: 136-579 (147 amino acids)
Biological process (GO): cell redox homeostasis
Cellular component (GO): mitochondrion
Source: RefSeq, a predicted model, not a curated record